AUGUCCUACAAAAUCAAAGAAUCAGAGUCAUUCAAUGCCUUCCAAGAACUCAGCGAGGGCGGUAACCGCAAAGGUAUUGUGGUUGCCGACUCCAAUGCCACUUGGAGAAAGUCUGGCAUGAUCUUUGAGUCCAGGUUCACUGUUUAUGUCAGAGCCUAUUCUGGUGCUAUGUAUAAAUGUCAAGUUGACAUCGAUAAAUUCUACUGCUGGUAUUAUCAAUCGCCAAUUCCGAUCAUUCUCUUGUACGUCAGAUACAGCCUUGCUACCAUGGUCGGCUGGCCCGGAAAGCCAGCAGAUGAUGUUGUCGGUUUCGUGCUGCCUGCUGGACUUUGCACCGCGCUUCUGUCAUUAUUGUUAAAGGCUGGCUAG
Molecule: messenger RNA, 369 nt
Organism: Zychaea mexicana
Lineage: Eukaryota; Fungi; Mucoromycota; Mucoromycetes; Mucorales; Lichtheimiaceae
Exons: 3
Coding region: 1-369 (122 amino acids)
Source: RefSeq, a predicted model, not a curated record